UUAGACAAUCACAUUCUCGCAUAUCGUCGCUAUUAUUGUCACAAGGAUAAAAGUUACAUUAUACUAGGCGGACUAGGUGGAUUUGGCUUAGAGUUAACCGACUGGCUGAUAUUUCGAGGCGCUAGGAACGUUGUACUGAUUUCACGAACUGGAAUAAAAAACGGUUACCAGCGUAUGAAAGUUCAAUUGUGGAAGUCGUAUGGUGUAAAUGUUCUGAUUAUCAAGGACAUUGAUGUCGCUAACAUUCAGGACUGUGAAUAUCUUUUGCGAACUGCGGAAAAAGAAGGACCAGUGGACGCGAUAUUCAAUCUUGGUGUUGUAUUGAAAGACAGUGUCCUGAAAAAUCAAACUGCUGAAACCUUUGCGGAGUCCUUC
Messenger RNA from Wasmannia auropunctata (little fire ant), 375 nucleotides. Its product is annotated as fatty acid synthase-like. Gene Ontology annotation, biological process: fatty acid biosynthetic process. Gene Ontology annotation, molecular function: fatty acid synthase activity. NCBI's taxonomy places the organism in Eukaryota, Metazoa, Arthropoda, Insecta, Hymenoptera, Formicidae. The annotation marks the transcript as partial. The record is from RefSeq and is a predicted model, not a curated record. The transcript has a single exon.